Funneliformis mosseae is the source of this 933-nucleotide messenger RNA. The record is from the annotation of a GenBank genome assembly. NCBI's taxonomy places the organism in Eukaryota, Fungi, Glomeromycota, Glomeromycetes, Glomerales, Glomeraceae.
AUGCCAGAUUCAGCAGAGCAUUUAGACAAUACUUCAACAACAGUCGCCGAGGCCACAAUAGCCGUAGAUAAUCAAUUGAAUGAAGGAUCAAAAAGACCAAGAAGAGUGUUAAAAACGCAUCGAAAAAGUGUUGAUGAAUCAAAAGCUUCGUCAUCAUUUCCACCUAAAAAGACCGAAAAUAUUAACACUAUUGAUGAUUUCGAUGAAUCAAUUACAACCGAAAGUUUAAAGGAUAUACUUAAUGUCACUCAAUCGUCAACGGAGAAUGAUGAUACAGGAAGGCCGAAUAAUAACCAAGAUUAUGAUGGUGCUUCUCAAAAGGGAGAAGAUGCUGAGACGGACGAAGAAAUAGACUCUGCUCAAAUACGAACUAUUCCUCCUUCUCAACAUGAGCCAACUUCAACUCUUCACGUUAAAAAUUUUGUUCGCCCUUUGACAAUUCCUAUGGUUAGGAAUUUGUUGGAACAAUUUGGCAGGAUUGAAUAUUUUUGGAUGGAUAAAAUUAAGUCUCAUUGCUAUGUGAAAUUUGAGAAAUUGGAAUCAGCGAUUUUGGCACGAGAAUCACUAUGGCAUACGAUUUUCCCGCCUGAAACUGGUAGACCCCUCGAACUUGAAUUUUUAACUUUCGAACAGGCGCAGGGGUUAAUUGUUGAAGCCGAAGAAAAAUCGGCGAAAAGUGGACACGGAGCUUCGCGCGAAGCAAGAGAUAAGAGGCUUAACGGGAAUAACAAUUUGGGAAAUGCGGCCGCGAUCCAAUUUCCAAUUCCAGCACCACCAUCACAACCUACAUCUAAUGUUAAGGUUAUAUCUUUAGAUACUCUUUUCUCAAAAACUUCUACAAAACCUACAUUAUAUUAUAAAACAGUUUCUCAAGAAGAUGCCAAAGCAAAGAUGAAAAUUUUGGAAAGAAGUAGGGGAAGGCGUCGGUCGUAA